Molecule: messenger RNA, 2169 nt
Organism: Talaromyces atroroseus
Lineage: Eukaryota; Fungi; Ascomycota; Eurotiomycetes; Eurotiales; Trichocomaceae
Exons: 10
Coding region: 1-2169 (722 amino acids)
Biological process (GO): post-chaperonin tubulin folding pathway; tubulin complex assembly
Molecular function (GO): beta-tubulin binding
Source: RefSeq, a predicted model, not a curated record
AUGUAUAGAACGUUGACUAACCUCUUCCGGCAGGCCACUGGCGGCCCAACUUCACACCGAACCGUCGAGCGCGGCAUAAGACGCCCGGGAUCUUCCAGACAGAGCAGGCCGGCAGCACAGGCUACAUCGGCCACCAAGUGCUCACACAAUGCCUGGCGCACGCCGACGUCUCCGACGUUUGCCCUAUCUCGCCGCGACCUGAACAUCUCGCAUGCAAAGCUCCGCGUGAUGAUCGUCGACAACGACGACUUCUUCCUCCACCACCCGCCAGAACUUCUCUCCCACGUCCAAGACGCAGAUGCAUGCAUCUACUGCCUCGGCACCAACGUGCCCGUGCGGCCCGCCGAGUUGAAUCGCAAAAUCAACUUUGAGUUUGCCAUUAGCACUGCGAGACGCUUCUCCGCUGAAAAGUCCCGGUCGACAGGCAGUAGGCCGUUCAAGUUUGUGUACUUGAGCGGCGCACUGCCCGAGAAAGACGAGACCAAAAAGCUGUGGUUUCUGGCUGACAAUCGCCGCAUGAGAGGACAGCUGGAGAAUGAGCUGCUGCGGCUUGACGCCGAGACGAGACCCGGCGGGCUGUUUGAAGUCUAUAUUGCGAGGCCGGGGUUUGUGCAGCCCCAGGGCGCCUGGCUGCGCACUUGGGUGGUGGGCAAGCUGGCGAAUUCCAUUAUGAUGCACCACCUCGCUGCAAGCAUGUUGCAGGUGGCGCUGGAGGGGCACUCGGGGCCGAUUGUAGAGAACGAGGAGCUAAAUGGUAUUGGGAGGAGAGUAUAUACAGUGGGAGUAACGAAGAAAUUUCGCGUAGUUCCGGAGUCUUCCAAGAUUCCGGACAUCCGCGCUAUCCACGAACAUCGAUCUCAGCGAAGUCAUUAUAUACAAGUCAUGUCGAGACCGUCGCCUCUGAACGACCCCGUGCCCUCCUAUGAGGAGAGCAUCGCAUCAGGCUGGACCCCUGCUACGCUCCACCAACAGCUCGACGACGCACGUCUCUCGCGCGUGCGCGACGUCCUGUCGACCUACAUUGACCCGCUGCUGGCCAGCCAAAGCGCAUCCGGCAUCUACAAGACCGUCUUUCUGCUUGUGCCGUGCAACGUGACUUCGCUGCCGCCGCUGGAAUCAUCAUCCUACUCACAGCCCGAGAUAGUAGGCUUUGCGUCCACCGAGGUCGUCAAGCUGGUUCGUCUGAAAGGGGAGGAGCAUACGGUGGAAUUCUGGAGACAGCCGUUUGUCCUCGACGAGCUGGCGGCCAGUUUGCGUAUGCGGCUGGCGAUGAGCGGUCAUCGCGUCGCCGGCGAGUCAACGAAUCCUCCUCCGGUCGUUGUCGAGCCUGCGCACAGUGGUAGUAGAAAGUGGUUCAGAUCAUCAAAGACGAAGAAAGCAAAGUCGUCGCUGUGGGCGGCCACGGCACCUUCCGAGGCCACCAUCAUCGACCGCAAGCUGGGCUGGCGGUCUGACACAUCAAACAGCGUGAGCACGGGCGAGGUUCGCGUUCACGUCGAGUGGACGGAGAUUUGUCUGCGGGUGGAAAAUGCCGUUGGUCUGUAUGAGACGCAGAAGGGGGCCGGGGUAAGAAUCUUGUGUGUAUUUUGCUCUCUGCCGGUGGACAACAUCCCCUACAUGCUUCAAUAUGACUCCACAUACUGCGUCUACCAUGCUUGGUGUAUGGGACAUCCCACCAAGAAUAUCACGACAAGCCUUCUGUUCUCAUGCAAGACUAAGAAGAAGGAGAAGGAAGAAGAAAAGAGGGAAACGAAACAAAAGAACUUUCUGCUUUCUAUUUACUGUCUCUUCAUAAUACAGACCAACAUGCCUCCAGCAUCCCCCCUAGCCAUCGCCACCUCCUCCGUGCAGCGUCUCGUCAAGGAGGAAGCUUCCUACCAUCGCGAGCUAGAGCAGCAGACCAAGCGCCUCCAAAAGCUCGAAUCAGAGACCCCCGCAGACGACAAUGAAGGAAACCGCGAGUUCUUACUGAAGCAGGAGCGUCAAGCAAUUGAAGAAACCAAGGCGGUUUUCCCGACGUUGAAGCAGAAGAUCACGGAUGCUCUGGCGAAGUUGGAACAGCUUAUUGUCGAAGAAGGCCACAAAGGAGAGGCCAGCAACGUCGAGCAGCUCACUGCUGCCAAAGAGGCCGUGUCACAGGGCAAGACGUCGCUGAGGGAAAUUGCAUGA